Messenger RNA from Daphnia carinata, 1359 nucleotides. Its product is annotated as cyanophycinase-like. The record is from RefSeq and is a predicted model, not a curated record. The transcript has 6 exons. NCBI's taxonomy places the organism in Eukaryota, Metazoa, Arthropoda, Branchiopoda, Diplostraca, Daphniidae. Bases 44 to 1249 code for a protein of 401 amino acids. Gene Ontology annotation, molecular function: serine-type peptidase activity. Gene Ontology annotation, biological process: proteolysis.
CUUUAGGAGUGGUAGCCAGAUUUUUUUUACCAGAACAACCGUGAUGGGUCUUUUAUCUCUCACCUUCCUAGCAGCUCUUGUUAGCCUUGCUGCGUCGCAAAGCGCCGUAUUCAUUGGCGGAAAUUUAAGUGAUGGAAAUGCACCAAUUUGGGACGCAGUGGUCGAGCUUGCGGGAGGAAAAGGUGUAGCCAAAUUCGGUAUUUUCACUACUGCAUCGGCAGAUCCUGAAGGAUCUGCAGCCUACUAUAUCGACAUGCUCGUGAAUGUAUACGGCGCAGCAAGUGCAACCUAUAUCCCAAUCACGGAAACAAGUAAUAAUGCCGACGAUCCUGCCAUGGUUGAUCUGGUAAAACAACAAACGGGAUUUUUCUUUGGCGGUGGCGAUCAGCUGAGAAUUUUGAAUGCAAUUCGACCUGCCGGAAGAGAAACGCUUGUUCUAGCUGCUUUAAGUGAAAUGGUAAAAGCCGGGGCAACAGUUGGCGGAACAAGUGCUGGAGCUGCUUGUUUGAGCGAUACUGUGAUGAUUACGGGAGGUUCAAGCUACGACGGGUUGAUCUACGGGGCUUUUAGUGGAGGACCCAACUCGAAUAACCCAGGAGAUUUAUCUUAUGAUGAACAUGGAGGUUUGGGAUUCCUAGCUCGUUGGGUUCCCGACACCCAUUUCAGCGAACGGGGACGAGAAGCACGUCUUAUUAGGCUGCUGCAAGACACGCGGUACCGCGACAUUGGGACACCUUUGGGCUUCGGAUUGGAUGAAGAUAUGGCUCUUGUUGUUACUGAUCUUUACACAAGACCUGUUGGAAAAGUAAUUGGUAUAAGUGGGGGAGUGUUUAUAGCGGAUGUCACAAACAUUAUUGUUACACCUUCGGCAACUACGAAUUACGAAGGAGUAUCGGCCCAUUACCUUACUCAAGAUGACACUAUCGAUCUUACUACUGGUAACGUUACAUUUGCUAGUUGGAAAACUCCCCUGAAGGGCAACGAACAGUUUACCAAUGCUGAAAUCUCAAAUGACAUCUUGUCGUCAAAGCAAAGUCGUUCAUGGGCAUCUGCUGCAGCGCAAUUUUUUGACAACCAAUUAGAUGACACUGUUACCCAUUUUACUUUUGAAAAAAAACCUCCAUUUGAAGUGACUUUUAACCGUCUAAGCGGAGCUGGUUAUAGGGGGCCUCUUCCAAGCGAUCCUUUGACCUUCGUUGUGUCUCACGAAAAUCUUCAAGUUGGAAUUCGAGAAAGUGGUGGGAUUUAAAGGCGCCAUAAGGAUUAAACAUAAAACUGCUAAUGGUGGUUUGCAAUGCUGUUCAUGAAAUUGCAUUUGAUGCACAAUUUUUGGUUAGAAAUAUAGAAAUGGCAUUCAAA